UGGAGGGGGGGGCUGAAGACAAACAAGUUUGGCAGAACAGGGAACAGAUGUCAGGUCAUCUAUAAGGGUCUGGUGUAAAGGGUGCACACAUACACACACACCCUGGGCCACUCACCAUCCCCACUUCAGGUCUCAGUGGCAGAAAAAGAAAAGGUUCUGCCCUUCUCUUUAGACUCCUCUCCUUCCCCCCUCAUUUCCCUUCUAGACGCUGACAGAGGCAAAAAUCUGCUAACUCAGGGGGCAGACUCAACCAGGGCUGCGAGCAGGCCUGGGGAAUGAGCCCCUGAUCUCCAAAAGGUGUCUUCCACGGUUGCGCAGCCAACUCCAGCUAUCUCUGCCACCCAUGGCUCUUGGCCCGGGCUCUGUCCCUGCCUAGUGUCACCUGCCUUGUGGCACAUGGGUCCUCUGUCUCCUGUCAGGACCAUGAGGCUCUGGAGGCCUCGUAGCCUGGGGGUGGCUCUGGGAGUCUUCAUGACCAUUGGAUUUGGCCUCCAGCUCUUAGGGGGACCAUUCCAGAGGAGGUUACCGGGGCUGCAGCUCCGACAGUCCUGGAUCCCUUCACUGGGACCAACUGUUAAGUCUUGCCUCCCCCGACAGCGGCUUGUGUUCUUGAAGACACACAAAUCUGGGAGCAGUUCUGUGCUCAAUCUCCUUCAUCGCUAUGGGGACCAGCAGGGGCUACGCUUUGCCCUGCCUGCCCACUACCAGUUUGGCUACCCAAAGCUUUUCCAGGCCUCUAAGGUCAAAGGCUACCACCCCCAGAGUUCAGACACCAAGAAGCCUUUCCAUAUCCUCUGUCACCACAUGAGAUUCAACCUGAAAGAGGUACUUCAGGUCAUGCCUUCUGACAGCUUCUUCUUUUCCAUUGUCCGAGAUCCAGCGGCUCUAGCCCGCUCUGCCUUCUCCUACUACAAGUCAACCUCAUCAGCCUUCCGAAAGGCACCUUCUUUGGCUGCCUUCCUGUCCAAUCCUCGAGCCUUCUACAGACCCGGGGGCCGUGGCAACCACUAUGCCCGCAACUUACUAUGGUUCGACUUUGGGUUGCCCUUCCCCCCAGAGACGAGAGCGAGUCCUCAUCUACCCAGGGACCCCAGCCCCCUCCAGCUACAUAUUAUGCCUUCUGCUGCUGGCCCUGGAACUCUCUUCCAGCCUGUGACCACAGCUGCUAAUAGUCACCAGCAGCCAGCCGGCUUUGCCUCUUCAGAUUUCCGGCCCUCAUCUUUUAUCCAGUGGGGUCUGGCCUGGCUGGAUUCGGUCUUUGACUUGGUCAUGGUGGCCGAGUACUUUGACGAGUCAUUGGUUCUGCUGGCAGAUGCCCUGUGCUGGGGUCUAGAUGACGUGGUGGGCUUCAUGCACAAUGCCCAGGCUGGAGGUGAGCAGAGGCUCGGGGCUGCCAACAAGAGUGUGUUGACUGGUGAAGAUCAGCAGCUGACUGCACGGGCCCGAGCUUGGAAUAACCUAGACUGGGCUCUUUAUACUCACUUCAACCGUAGUCUGUGGGCACGGAUAGAACAAUAUGGCCGCAGCCGGCUGCAACGUGCUGUGGCUGAGCUCCGGGCUCGAAGAGAAGCUCUGGCGAAACGUUGCCUGAUGGGAGGUGAGGCUUUAGACCCCAAAUACAUCACCGAUGUAAAGCUCCGUCCUUUCCAGUUUGGUUCAGCUAAAGUUUUGGGGUACGUACUUCAGAGCGGACUGAGCCCGAAAGACCAAGAGGAAUGUGAACGCUUGGCUACUCCUGAGCUGCAGUACAAGGACAAACUUGAUGCCAAGCAGUUUCCCCCUACAGUCUCCCUGCCUCUCAAGACCUCAAGGCUACUGCCCCCAUAGGCAUGGGAUGACAGGUGAGACACGCGACGCACCUUCCCUUCCCUUGGAAGGAACAGGAAGUUUGCUCUAAGGUGAGACUUGAGCUGCCUGGUUUUUCAGUAGGAAUUCCAGCAACAGCUGCUUCCCACUCCCAGCUGCUCACUGGGUCUCUUCAAGUCUCCCAAGACAGGUUCAUGUAGCAGUUUCCCCCAAACCCCCCCGGAGGGGCAAAAGAAGAGUGAGCCAGAGAAAGUUGGGGCAUGAUGCAUCCAGUUCUCUAUGAAAAAUUUGUUAUGGAGCUGUGUUGAUUUCACUGUGAAGAUAUUUGUUGGAUGAAUAAAUGCUAUGAAACGUUUACUUAUUUUUUAAAAACAAGUAAUUUGCCUGCAUGGAUAAAUGUGUACCACACAACAUGCCUGGUGCCCACAGGUCUCCUGGAACUGGAGUUACCAAGGAUUGUGAGUCACCAUGUGGGGGAUGGGACCCAAACCCUGGUCUUCUGCAAGGUCAGCAAGUGCUCUCAACCUCAGAGCCGUCUCUCCAGGCCCCCGUUACUUGUUUUUAUGUAGGGCUCUCAAAGGGGGAGGGAUGGACAGCCCGUUGGGAAAACGACUGACUAGCCUCAGGCUGAGGCUCAUGAUGCCAAUAAUACAGACACACACCACCAAAAACAACCGCCGCCACCACCACAAAAAUCCAAGAAAAAGGCAGGGGUAGCUCAGUUGGUAGUGUUUGCCCAGCAUGAAUGAAGCCGUGUGGUCAAUCCUCAGCCCUGCAUAAUCAGACCUGAUGACACAUACCUGUAAUGCCAGCACUCCGGAGAAGGGAAGAGGCAAGAGAAUCAAAAGUCUGAGCUCAUCCUCAGCCAGGCAGAGAGAGAGAUUAAGGCCAGCUUGGGCUUCGAGAAGCCCUGUCAUAAAAGGAAAAAAGCGUGAGAGAGGGGGAACAGAAAGAGAAAAUUAGGGAAGACAGCAAGGGAGAAAGGGAAUAAAAAGAAAGAAGGGAGGAGGAAGAGGGCAAAUAAAAAUAAAUUCUACCCAAAGAAGCUUGUCUAGCCUCCCGCAA
Messenger RNA from Alexandromys fortis (reed vole), 2871 nucleotides. It is a transcript of the gene Gal3st4, whose product is annotated as galactose-3-O-sulfotransferase 4. Gene Ontology annotation, cellular component: membrane. Gene Ontology annotation, biological process: glycolipid biosynthetic process. Bases 397 to 1827 code for a protein of 476 amino acids. Gene Ontology annotation, molecular function: galactosylceramide sulfotransferase activity. The record is from RefSeq and is a predicted model, not a curated record. The transcript has 3 exons. NCBI's taxonomy places the organism in Eukaryota, Metazoa, Chordata, Mammalia, Rodentia, Cricetidae.